AAUCAGCUAUUGGCUAUUAACUCAGAUAAAGAACGAUAAGAAUUAGGAAGCGUGAUGUGAUGCAACCUUGAAUUAGUAAUAAUGGCCUCCAUAGGAAGAAAUCAACAAUAUUUGAAUAACCUAUAAUAACAGUUUAAGAAAUUGAAUUGGACAAAGAGCGCCGAGUAAUUAAUGUGAAAGGAAUGAAUGAUUUUUGUAUUGCAAAAUAAAUUAGUGUACUUCACAUGACGGAUUUUCACGAGCAACAAUAAGCAUAGAGAGAAAUUUGGCAUUGCAGUGCAUCAUCGCAUUGAUUGAGUUGGAAAAUGGGUAGCAAAGGCAAACGCAAAGAGCAAGAAUCAAUAAUAACGAGGGUUAUGGCUCACGGAGGUAGAUACGUGCAAUACAACGUGUACGGAAACUUGUUCGAGGUCUCCUCCAAGUAUGUCCCUCCCAUUCGCCCUGUCGGUAGAGGCGCAUACGGCAUCGUUUGUGCUGCUGUUAAUUGCGAUACGCACGAGGAAGUUGCCAUAAAGAAGAUUGGUAACGCCUUUGACAACAUCAUUGACGCUAAACGAACUUUGAGGGAAAUCAAGCUCCUUCGCCACAUGGACCAUGAAAAUAUAAUUGCCAUUAGGGAUAUCAUACGACCUCCCAGAAAGGAUGCCUUCAAUGAUGUUUACAUUGUUUAUGAAUUGAUGGACACUGAUCUUCAUCAGAUUAUUCGUUCUGACCAACCUCUUAACGAUGACCACUGUCAGUACUUUUUAUAUCAGCUGUUACGGGGGCUGAAAUAUGUGCAUUCUGCUAAUAUCUUGCACCGUGAUCUUAAGCCCAGUAAUUUGCUUCUCAAUUCAAACUGUGACCUUAAAAUUGCGGACUUUGGUCUGGCAAGGACAACAUCUGAAACGGAUUUCAUGACGGAGUAUGUUGUCACACGAUGGUACCGAGCCCCAGAAUUGCUUCUUAAUUGUUCAGAGUACACCUCCGCGAUUGAUGUUUGGUCUGUUGGUUGCAUAUUUGGUGAAAUUAUGACCAGAGAACCCUUGUUUCCUGGAAAAGAUUAUGUUCAUCAACUGAGGCUUAUAACAGAGUUAUUAGGUUCACCUGAUGAUGCCAGCCUUGGAUUUCUCCGAAGUGGAAAUGCCAAAAGAUAUGUUCGACAGCUUCCACAAUAUAGGAAGCAAAAUUUCUCCGCUAGAUUCCCAAAUAUGUCUCCUGAGGCAUUGGAUCUACUAGAAAAGAUGCUUAUCUUUGAUCCCAACAAACGCAUUACAGUUGAUGAAGCACUAUGUCAUCCUUAUCUUUCAUCACUUCAUGACAUCAAUGAUGAACCGGUUGGUCCUGGGCAAUUCAAUUUUGAUUUUGAGCAGCCAACAUGCACUGAAGAGCACAUCAAGGAGCUCAUCUGGAGGGAAUCGGUGAAGUACAAUCCAGAUCCACCCAGUCAGUAAUUCUUUCUUGAAUGAUGAUUCCCUUAUUACUCUUGGGUGUAGACAUCCAGAGAGAGAUAAGUGAUUGAUAUGAUUAGUAAUGUAUUGUGACAAAAAGAGAGAUAUUGAGAAAUGAGAGGUGUGUAAGGGUGGUGAGAGAAUCCUUAUUCUUCUUUCUUAUUAGUAUAAAUGUAUCAAGAUAAACUUCUUUCACCUUAAAUACAGUGCCUGUUCAUUAUUCAGAUAAGUUGCUGCACACAGAAAGUCAGAAACUUUGUUCUUGUAAUCUAGUCCUAAGCAUUUAGAAUACAAAGGAAAAUGAAUAUUCAUUAGGAAUCCAAUUGAAUAUUGCUAGCAUUCAGACAAGUUAUAAAAACCGUUGUAUUAUGUUGAAGUUUGCUUAAUGAGAAAUGGAAGUCAGGGUUUAGGGAAA
This is a messenger RNA of Glycine soja, 1845 nucleotides long. Its product is annotated as mitogen-activated protein kinase homolog MMK2-like. The transcript is spliced from 6 exons. The coding region runs from base 306 to 1433 and encodes 375 amino acids. Gene Ontology annotation, cellular component: nucleus; cytoplasm. Gene Ontology annotation, molecular function: ATP binding; MAP kinase activity. Gene Ontology annotation, biological process: intracellular signal transduction; protein phosphorylation. The record is from RefSeq and is a predicted model, not a curated record. NCBI's taxonomy places the organism in Eukaryota, Viridiplantae, Streptophyta, Magnoliopsida, Fabales, Fabaceae.